Messenger RNA from Megalobrama amblycephala (Wuchang bream), 4031 nucleotides. RefSeq names its product keratin 222 (gene krt222). NCBI's taxonomy places the organism in Eukaryota, Metazoa, Chordata, Actinopteri, Cypriniformes, Xenocyprididae. The transcript has 13 exons. The record is from RefSeq and is a predicted model, not a curated record. The coding region runs from base 1038 to 2546 and encodes 502 amino acids.
UUUUCUCUGUUAUCUUUACACUCCCACCUGCAUAGCUCACUUCAUCCAGACCAAAUCCACGUCUCCUUCAGCAUUUAAGCAAUCUCCUCUUUAAAGAAGCUCUCAUAUGACCAUCGUUCACUUCAGUCGUUCCCCUCUCACACAGUUUCGCUUGCUCCGUCACCAUUUUCCUGCAUCACCACUCCCUUUGAGGAUGGGCUCUGGAGUCAUGAAUUUCUUAAAACCCCGUUGUUGGUGGCGGUUUUAAUUAAUUUGAAUCUUUUGUUUUGAUUCAGCUUGAUCAGGUUAGGAAAGAUUGGGUAGUCCUCUGACUAAAGAAUGACCUUUGGAUGAAGAACUUGCAGUAUUCAGAUGUAAAGGCAAUACUGAGCUGUGGUUUCAUGUAGCUCAGGACUGUAGACGGGCGGGGACGACCGGGAACAUGAAGGCCUUGUAAAAGACCGUGGGUAGUGUGUCACCUUCCGGAUCUCAAAGUUAGCUGGUCCGAAUUGACAGCUUCUGUUUUUUCCCGCCGGGGGCCAGAACUGGUCGAGUGACAUUCCCUGUCCCGUGACUUCUGAGAUGUUCAACCAGAUGCGUCGACACCCCAGAACCAGAUGUGCGGGGUGGGUCCGGCAGAGACAGACGGUCUCUCACUGUACUGUGACUGCCACACUUCAAUGAUUUGCAUUUCGAGGGAAAUCACCAGGGCAGGGAUAGUGGAGAUGAAAAGGGGUGUGACGGGCGAGGGCGUGUUUGUAAUCCAGGAUCAGUGAGAACAAAAGCACCAGCAAAACUCGUGACACAAAUUGUGGCCUCUUGCUUUUCACCUCGGCACGAGGCCGGUGAGACCAAGGUGGGCCCCUUGCUCCCGUUCCAGUGCCCCAUUACCGGUCCGACACCAAGGGCCAGGGAAAAGCCUGGUCCCUGUCCAUAGGAGCCACGUCGACGGUCGAUAUUCAAGCAAAACAUUUACUCGGUAAACACCAUAUCAUCUGAGGUGUGGCAGGACAGCACAGGCUCUGAGACAUUUUGUUUUGUGCAGUGCAGGGGACCCCAUGGAGGAACUGGAAGAGCCAAAAAUGGCCCUUAGGGGCCUAAACGAAAGGCUGAAGGGGUUUCUGGAGCACAUUCAUCAGUUGGAAAAGACCAAUUGUGACUUGGAGGAGAAGAUCGGUGAGUGGGGAAUGAGGAACAUACCUCCUCAACGGAACUGGAGCGACAAGGAAGCGCUGGUACAGGAACUUCGAGCUCAGGUUAGCAUGAUCCUACUGGAAAAUGCAGAAGUUUUGUUACAAUCCGAUGCAGUGAAACUCAGGGCAGCACAUUUAAAGACCAGGUGUGAAACCGAGGAGAAACUCCGUCUCCUAAAGGAACAGGAGGUCUCACAGCUGAAGAUGAAGAAGAAAGAGGUGGAGACGGACAACACACUGCUGGAAAAGCAGCUUUAUGUAUCCCAAAAUGAGUUACAACAAAUCAUGGAGGAUCAUGAGAGAGAGCUGGAUCAGCACCAGCGGCGAGCAGCAGAGGAGUGUGAUAGAGUGCUAGCGCAGGUUGCUGCAGGAGAGGAUGGCAGAGGAAUGGAUCUCUGCCGGACUAGCACCCAGUGCGACCACUCCAGCCCAGCCCAGAGCAGCCCUGACUCAGCCAUGCCACCUAAUCCAGCCCCAGGCUCCUGCCCCACUUCACAGACAAGGCCCCGAAAGGAUGCAACCAGCCCUACAGCUGCGUUUCCACCACAGGUGAGAGCAGGUGACGAGGUUCUGAAGGAGGCACGAGCCGAGCUCGCUGAGGCCCGGAAACGAUGGCACCGUCUACAGGUCGAGAUUGAAUCGCUACAUGCCUUGGAGAGGAGUCUCCAAAGCUCCCUACGCCACACUCAGCUCCAGUACUCCGUGCAACUCAAGGAUCUGUCCCAGUCUGUGAGGAGUCUGGAGUCUGAGUUGAAAACGGUGCGGGAUGGCCUGGAAGUCCAGAGACAGAACCACAGCCAGCUCCUCAACACCAAGAUGAGGCUGGAGAGAGAAAUUGCAACCUAUAGGAAACUCUUAGAAAACGAGGAGGGCAGGUUUCUGACCUCAGAUGGUCAAUCUCUAAAGCUGAAGCCAUGGAAAGGGUCAGUUCCUGCUCCAGAGCAGAACGGUCUACCCAAUGGAUGUGACGUGGAUAUUGCUGAGCCGUUCUUCACCGAGAGAACACCAAAAAGAAGCCCGGCCCUUCAGCGACAGCAGAGUCUUGUCACCCUGACAGAACCAGUCAGAAACAAAGACGGGGAGAUCUGUACUGUGAAGACUCAAGAGAUUCUGGAAGGAAAUGUAGUGAGGGAGAGUGCAGAGGGUCACGGAAAUGUGGAGACAGAGAAGAUUGACAAGGUCAUCAGGCAGUGGGAAGGCUCAUUCUUUAAAGGAAAUCCCAAGCUGAGAAAGAAGUCUGUGUCUCUGCGUUUCGACCUUCACAUGGCUGUAGCGGACGAGGGCUGCAGCCAAACAAAACAGGACAGUCUCCCUAACGUGGAGGUCCGUCUGGUCAUGAGACGGUCUCGCAGCAUACCCACGUUUGCGCAGUGAUGUCACAAUGCCAUGCUACACCACAACUGUGACAUCACCAUGCUACCACAUCACAACUGUGACCUCACAAUGCUACUGCAUCACAAUUACGUAGUGGUGACCACGUCUCAAUUUCUUAGUGGCUAAUAAAAAGUGAAUCACUUUAGUGACCUCAUAGAACUUUUGCCAUUUGAGUAAACCCAAAUUGCUCUUAUGAUUGUAAUGAAUUAACUGCACAUAAAGCUACUUUAAGAAAUUGCAAGCAAAAUUAAUUUGUAAUUGAUUUAUUUUACUUGGGUCUUCAAAAAUAAAUAGAGAGUAUGUAUGUCUUGCGGUGUUCCAAAAUUUCGUGCAUUGUGACUUUAGAGUGUGACGUUCCCUGUGGACACUCUACUGCCACAUUAUUUUUGAUCAUUAGUAUAUAUUACCUUACUCAAAAUAUAGAAUAACAACUGGUUUGCGAAAAUGCAUUUAGUUUAUAUAUUUGUAGAGCUUAGUCUUAAGACUCACAGUGAAAAAUGGUCAAUGUGGAUACAGACAAAUUUUCACAUUCAGUGCAUUGAACAACAGAUGCCUUAUUGCAUUUUGACAAAUGCUACUGGAACUAAUUUUACACUCCAGUGAAUGCUACGGGAGUAUCGAGUUCAGUUUCUGCAGGUAGCUGUAGUGUGAACCAAAACAAAAUAUUGCGAAAUUUGCAAGAGCAGCAAAACUAAAAAGCAGCCAAAACAAAAGAUUUAUGGUGACACAGAUGUACUGUCCUGCACUUACGUUUACAAAAUGAGUAGCUGUAAAAGUCGUCAGUCUAUCACUGCGGAGAGAACGAGAUGCUAAAAGUAAAAUGUUGACAACAAACUUCUCUACUGAUUACACUCGCCUCUAAAAGUUACAUUGCUUCGUAUUACGAAUGCAUAUAGUUUACACUUCAUUUAAAGUGCAAAUACUGUGUCUUCCAAUCUAAAAUUAUGCAGAAAAAAAAAAAAUGCGUAUUUCUCAUCUGCAUUAAAUUGAUUUAUUUACAUGCCCUACCUCUGGUUGUUGUUGUACUGUAAAUACAUGGGGUUCUUCCUGGUGCAACAAAGAAAUGAAUACAUAUAUUUAAUUUGAAGUAAAUCUGAAUGAAUCUAUAUCAUCUCAAUCGGCUUAGUUAGCACUUUAGUUUAUUAUGUAAUGCACACUGUGGUGUCAUAUACAGUAGGAUAACCUUUCACGUUUCAUCUCCUACCCUAUUGUGACUCACUUUAAGAAAUGCGAUGAGAAAUUACACUGUAUGCAUUGGUAAAGAUGCCUGAUUGAUAUACACUUUAGAGGAUUCAAAUCAAAACGUUUCCUGCUAACUUUCUGAUUUUUAUCUGUAUUCAACAUUCUUUUCCAGAUGACUAUGUUGCUUUUUGUGAAACUUUUUUUUUUCUUUUUUCUGUAUAAUAUCCAUAAGCUGUGCCCUGCUGAGUGAUUUGGCUUAUACACUGUAUGACAGGUGCUAAUAAAGCUAUUAUUAUUUCCAAA